AUGUCUCGAUUCGCGAACAAGGUGGUGUUCAUAUCCGGGGGUGCUUCCGGUAUGGGCCUGGCAACAACGGAAAGGCUACUGAAAGAAGGAGCCAAAGUUGUCAUCGCCGACAUUCAGUUCGAACUGGCCCAAAAGGCUGCCGCAGCUUCCAAUGGUGCAGCAGUUGCUGUCAAGAUGGACCAAGGAAGCCCAGAAUCUGUCAAAGAAGCUAUUGCUUUUGCUGAGGCGCACUUUGGGGGUAUUGAUCACGCAGUGAAUGCUGCUGGUAUUCAAGGGCUACAAGGAUCAGUCGAGGAUGCCCCAAUCGAAGACAUGCAGAGGGUUUAUGCAGUCAACCUCAUGGGAAUUGCGUACUGCCUCAAGUAUGAAGUGGCGGCAAUCAAGAAACGGGGAGGGGGCGCAAUUGUCAACAUUGCCAGUGCUGCAGGCAUCAGAGCCAUUCCGUACCUGGGAGUCUAUUCUUCGACCAAGGCCGGAGUUAUCAGCAUCGCCACGGCUGUCGCGCAAGAAGCCGGGCCCUACAAUAUCCGGGUUAACACUAUAUCCCCUGGAUACGUCGACACACCGCUUCUUGACGCUCGAAUUGACCGAAAAUGGGCAGGAUCACUAGUACCGACGGGAAGGUGUGGAAUGCCUUCUGAUAUUGCUGAUGCUACGUCUUUCUUACUAUCGGAUGACGCACGGCAGAUCUCAGGAGUGAACCUGCCUGUAGAUGGAGGAUUAACUGUUGCAAAUGGUGUCAAACCUCCCGGAUUUUAG
Molecule: messenger RNA, 759 nt
Organism: Thyridium curvatum
Lineage: Eukaryota; Fungi; Ascomycota; Sordariomycetes; Thyridiales; Thyridiaceae
Exons: 1
Coding region: 1-759 (252 amino acids)
Molecular function (GO): oxidoreductase activity
Source: RefSeq, a predicted model, not a curated record